GAGGGUUUGCCCGGUGGCGUGUGUUUCAAUUCUGGAGUAGCCUUUAUUUCUGCCUUCUGUCCUCCGGGGGAUUCUGGGAUUUGGAGUCCAACACAUGGAGAAGGGACUGAGUUGGAGAAGGCUGUUUUAUCCCCGGUCUUGAUAGCCGCGCAGAGAUUCCUACAAGAAGCAUAAAGCCGUAGAGCAAUCCCCUUAACGCAGGUUAAUGGAGUGCAUUCAGAGAUACUGACAUCCCUCAAAGACUGAUGCUGAAAAAGAGAGAAGAUCAUAAGAAGACCUGUGGGAGGAACUGGCCGUAACACAAGAACUGAUGGCUUUUAAGUCUCUGCUAGAGGAGGGCAUGGAGCCACAAAUAAAAAUGGAGGAACAAGAGUCGGCAAGCCCUGAACCAGGGGAAGAAAGAGAAAGGGCAGUUCUUCCAAAAACUGAGAGGAGCAGUGAGCAAGCUGAACAAAAGGUGAAAGAGGAGCCGGUGGAAGGACCGUCAGGGAACUGGGAUGCCCAGUUGCAGGAGUUUCUGAGGACCUUACAGGCUCCCUGUUCAGGAGGGGAAAACUCUCAAUUGUCUGAGCAGAGUCCAAAACUUUCUCAGGACACAGCCGAUGCCCACAAGUGGCCCAGGGGCUUAUGGGCUUCCCAGACUCUGCCAUAUCUCCCUGGGGCAGCUCAACCGGAGCUCAAGGUCCAUCUGGCUGUCCCACCUGGUGAGAAGGGGCGAGAGAGAUCGGUGGCGGCGGGUGCUGCUGCGGUGGAGGUGCAGCGUCAGCGCUUCCGGAUGUUCUGCUACCAGGAGACCGAUGGACCUCGGGAGCUUUGCCGGCAGCUCCAAGCCCUCUGCCAUCAGUGGCUGAAGCCAGAGAGGAACACCAAAGAGCAAAUGCUCGAGCUGGUGACCCUGGAGCAGUUUGUGACUGCUCUGCCCCUGGACAUGCAGAACUGGCUGCGGGAAAAUGGGCCCGAGACCUGUGCCCAGGCGGUGAGUCUGGCAGAGGGUUUCCUCCUGCGGCAGCAAGAGGCCAAAGGCUGGGGCCAGCAGAUCACAGAAAUGUCCGAAGAAGCUUCUGCAAAUCCUUCCAAUGCAGACCAGAGCCUGUGCUUUGCAGAAGCCGAGCAGCUGAGCCAUGCAAGUGGGCACCGUUUGGCAGGUAGCAAGUGGACGAGCAAAAGCGAAGAGCAGCAGCCCUUGAUGGAGACUCCUGAGCAACUGACAGCAUCAUCCAAAACUGCUAAAGAGAAUGAUUUGCUGUGUCAGGGAGAAGGUGAAGAAGAGAAGCAACAGGAGAUAGCAAAGCAAAAUGGAAACGAGAAAGAGAAGGGACUGGAUCCAUGUGUCCACUCACAAGAAGUCUCCAAAAGCAUCAGUGAAACGGCCACUGAUGAGAGCAAAAUGAAAUUUGGUGAAGGUGCGGAAAGCUCCGUCUUGGCCCUGAACGAGAUGGCUGAUGCGGAGGAGAAACCGUACAAGUGUUGGCACUGUGGCCAAAGCUUCAGUAGCAGCUCAAAUCUUGUGACACAUGAGAGAUCCCAUGUGGGUGAAAAACUGUAUAAAUGUUCCCACUGUGGAGCCAGUGAAAGGACCCACACAGGUCAGAAGCCACAUAAAUGUUCACGCUGUGGGAAUACCUUUGGAUGGAACCCUCAAGAGAGAAUCCACACCGGUGAUAAACCUUAUACAUGUUUAGAAUGUGGGAAAAGCUGCAGUCAGAGGUCAGACCUUCUCAAACACCAGAGAACUCACACAGGAGAGAAACCAUAUAAAUGCUCAGUGUGUGGGAAAAACUUCAGAAACAGUUCAGGUCUCAAAGUACACCAGAGAAUCCACACAGGUGAGAAACCAUAUAAAUGUUUGCACUGUGGGAAAUGCUUCAGCUGGAGCUCACACUUUAUAUCACAUGAGAGGAUUCAUACAGCAGUGUGCUCCUACUGUGGGAAAAGCUUCAGCCAAAAAUCGGAACUUGUUGAACAUGAGAAGACACAUGCGCCAGAGGAGUCAUUUGAAUGUUUCGCCUGUGGGAAAAUCUUUGAGGUCAGCUCUGAUUUGGUUGCACAUGUGCGAACCCACAAAGAGAAGCCCUUCGAAUGCUCAGUCUGUGGGAAAACCUUCCGGAACAGUUUGCAGCGUAUUGCACAUCAGAAGGUUCAUACAGGAGAGAAGCAGCAUAAAUGUUCCCAGUGUGGAAAAAGCUUUAGCCAGAGACAGAGUCUUAUUAUUCAUGAGAGAAUCCAUACGGGAGAAAAACCACACAAAUGUUUAGUGUGUGGGAAAAACUUUAGAAACAUUCCAAAUCUUAAAUCUCAUGAGAGGACCCACACUGGAAACAAACCAUAUAAAUGCUCCCACUGUGGGAAAAGUUUCAGCUGGAGUUCUCACCUUGUAUUACAUGAGAGAAUUCACACAGGAGAGAAGCCCUACAGAUGCUCAGACUGCGGGAGAAGCUUUGAUAGGAGGUCCAACCUUCUUGUGCAUGUGAGGAUUCACACAGGACAGAGACCGUAUAGCUGUUUGGACUGUGGGAAAAGUUUCACCUCAAGCUCUGUUCUUCUACGACAUCAGAAAAUCCACCUGGGAGAAGAAGCUUAUACAUGCUCAGAAUGUGGGAAAACCUUCAGGCAGCGAUUGGACCGAACAGAGAAGGUAUCGAAAUGUUCCGAGUGCAUCAGAAGCUGUUCCCUGAACUCGGAUCUUGUUGGACGGGCUCGGAUGCAUGCGGACGAAAAGCCCUUUGAGUGCUCAGUUUGUGGGAAAACGUUCAGGAACAGCUCUCACCUUAUUACGCAUCAGAGUGUCCACACCGGCGUUCAACCCUAUCAGUGUUUGGACUGCGGGCGAAACAUUGUGAGAAGGCCAAACCUCAUUGCUUCUGCAAGUGAACAGGCAGGGCCAAAUCUCCAUAAAUGUUCAGGCUGUGAGAAAAGGUUCAGCUAGAGCUCAUAUGGAACCUGGAAAAAGUGGAAAUAGAUUUCCUUCCCUUCGUGCUUCAUAAACAUUGGGCCUUUCCUUCUUUUAAAACAGUGAGGCACAAUCUUGUGCAUAUUUAGAAAGAAAAAGGGCCUACUGAGGGCAUGCUGGGAGUUGUAUGACCCCUUUCUGUCUAAACACACAUGGGAUGGCAUCUUAAGUCUACAAAUCAUUUACUGUCCUCUGCCAAUACCCGAAUCUGCUCCUGUCUGUAAAUCAGGGGUGUCGAAACUCACGCCUGCAAGCCAACUGGGUUUCCAGUCUGGAUCGUGGGGUUCUUGAAAUGCCAGAGGCUUUCCCCAUGACCUUUAAUUGUUUGGUGCUAUCCUGGCUUUUGCUUGUUUUUUCCUCCCUUUCUAAGAAAGUGGAAACGACUCUCCGAAGGUUUACUUACUGGUGCGUAGUAGGAGCUUUGUAAAAAUUGUCAAUAUUUUGGCUGCAUUCUUUCCCCCCAUCAGUCCCACCCAUUAUCGCUCACAUCUGCUGAGUGCAUUUCCGAAACUGAAUUCUGCCUUGGGAUGAGAGAGGUCCCACUUUUCCAAUUAAAUUUUAUUCUGUCAAGAAGGAAGUCAUAUACACAUUGUAAACUCUGGGAAUGCCUUUAUUAAGGCAACGUUAAAUGUAAUUUUAUUAGCAUUUGGAAGGAUGAAGUUAGCAAAGCUAGGGAAAUUAAGGCAAAACCUCUGUAUGGAUUCCCUUUGGGAAAUAUUAGCCACCUGAAAUGUGGUUUCUGAAAUCCCGUAAGCAUCACCUGUAAGCUUUGCAGUCAAAAGGACUAGAAGCUUGCUUAUUUCAAACACAAGGAAGAGCUGAGGCUUACAGGAAGAAUUCUGACAUUGGUAAUAGCAUCCUGCACAUUUCCAGUAUUGUGUUGUACGGAACUACAAUUCCUGUCCACCCUCCCGCCAGGCCUGGUCCUGUUCUUUUUCUUCUAUUUGUCAUCAAAUAUGCAUUUUAGCACUAACUUUGCCUUCAAGUAAGGAUGUGAUUUGUACCAUAAUCAUUAUGUUGGAAAAUUUCUAGAAAGACAGACAGACAGACCCAAACUUGGUUGGCAUGCUCUAAGGCAGGGGCUAGAAACCUCAGGCCUGGGGUCCCAAUUUAGACCCCCCAGGAUUAAUUUAGACCGCCAGGUGACUUAGUCCCUCAGGUCUGUGCUUCCCUUCCUUGGCUCAGCCUUCUUCUGCCCAAGGUUUCUUUACUUUUGUGCAAUUUUCCUCCAUUCAGAAAAGCUGAAAUUCCUCCCCUAAUGCUUAGUUACUGGCAGUAGGAAUUAUAUGCUAAAACGUGCUAGCAUAUUUUGCAUUUUAGCUGUAUACUUUUUGCUUUCAACAUCGACCCCUCUUUUGCCUUCAGCCCCACCCAGCGCUGGCAUGUGGGCCCCGAAACUGAAUUUGGCACAUGGACCAAAGUGAGAGACUUCCUACUCUGUUCUAAGGACCCUCACAUAGCCUUUCUAAAGCCAGGACCUUCCAGGUGUACAGGCGAGGUGGACUACAACUCCCAUCAUUCACACCCACCGUGCCUGGAGGUUGUCAGAGGCCAUUUUAGAAGAAACACUGGCUUUUGCGGCAGUGCCUGUUUUGGGGAUGUAGGUUUGCCUUCCAGACUGUUAUAAAUGUUUCUAGAGCCCAGGGGUAGGCAAUCUAGUAUCCUCCGCAUAAUGGCGGGAGUGCAGCUCCCUCAGCUGCUAUUCUUUAUUAUUUAUCAGAUUUCUAUCCCGCUUUUCCUUACAACAAACUUAAA
Molecule: messenger RNA, 4705 nt
Organism: Varanus komodoensis (Komodo dragon)
Lineage: Eukaryota; Metazoa; Chordata; Lepidosauria; Squamata; Varanidae
Product: zinc finger protein 2-like
Exons: 4
Coding region: 311-2926 (871 amino acids)
Biological process (GO): regulation of transcription by RNA polymerase II
Molecular function (GO): DNA-binding transcription factor activity, RNA polymerase II-specific; RNA polymerase II cis-regulatory region sequence-specific DNA binding
Source: RefSeq, a predicted model, not a curated record